GACAAGCUGCAGACUCAGGGCAUGGCGGAUGGCUCUACUUGUUGCACAGUAAGGCGUGUUCGAUAAAUCUUUUACCCAGGAUACAAUUGGUUCCAAAGUUCAAGGGUAAAAUAUCCGGGAGCACAGCGCAGAUCGGAGAACAAGAAGAGGACGAGUCAAAGACAAGUGUCAAGGAACAAACGCAGUCAAGUCAGAAUAUGGCCGAGAGCACAAGUCCAAAGGGCGGCACUGGUGACUUUGCUAAAAAAGUCCAAAGACAGCUGAGCAGAAGCAAAGAAAAGGUACUGCAGAAGUUGGGGAAGACGGUGGAGAGCAGAGAUGACCACUUUGAACAUUGUCUCCAACAGUUUAAUGACCAGCAGACUGAUGGGAACCGACUGUACAAGGACCUGAGGAACUACAUUAAUUCAGUUCGAGACAUGCGCGAAGCUUCAAGACGCCUUUCCCAGUCUCUGUUUGAUGCUUACGAAACUGACUGGGCUGGAGAGGAAGAUUUAGGAGCCAUUGUAGAGGGGGAGGACCUCCUGUGGAAUGACCUCGAGGUGAAGCUAGUAGAUCAGGCCGUACGCACCAUGGAGUCCUACGUGAGCCAAUUCCCAGAUGUCCGGGAGAAAGUAGCCAAGAGGGGCAGAAAAUUGGUCGACUACGACUCUUCCCUUCACCACCUGGAGGCACUGCAGACUGCUAAGAAGAGGGACGAUGUCAAGAUCAACAAGGCAGGCGAAGACAUGAAUGCUGCUAAAAGUGUCUACGAAGGGAUCAACUUUGAGUUAAAAGAAGAGCUGCCGGUGCUCUUUGACAGCCGUGUUGGAUGCUUUGUGACAGUCUUCUCAGCUGUAUCCAAUUUAAGAGACAUCUUCUACAAAGAAAUGCGCACGCUCAACCUUGAUCUGCUGAAUGUGAUAAAGGAGCUGCAGGCUCAGCACCCGGACAAAAUGUUUUCUUUGAAGGGAAUGCAACGGUAUGGCUCCCUGAAGAGACGAACUCUGACGUCCCCUAAGGCCUGGAAAGCCAGCUUCUCUGAUUUUCACAAGAGCUAUAGUCCUAGACCUGGCCAGAGGUUUAGUUUCAAGUCCCCAGACAAGCCUCGCCACAGCACUUUGUCCAGACAGAGCAGCACCCUCGCCGUCUCACGGCAAUCAUCCCUUCCGGAGAGCCCCACUUCCGAGUCCAGGGACCUGGACGCGGGGUCGAGCCACAGUGAGAUCCACAGUUCUCCUGCACAGGAAGACGCUGCAGCUGGAAAUGAGCAUAAGUCUGGAGAGGACGGCAAUGAUGUGGAAGAGGAGAAGGGCAUGAAAGAAGAGGAGUCUGAGGCCAAGCCCCCCGCAGAAUCUGAUAACAAGGGAGACGGUAGGAAAGCUCCACCAAGUGAGAGCAGCUGUGAACUGAACAACUCCGGGGAUUCAGAGAGCUUGGAGCUUCAGCUGUCUGCAGCAGACGACGGCCCGCUGCACAUUGAAGAGAGAGAAGACAGCCCGGUGGAGCUCAACACCCUUAAACCAAAUGGAGUGGAGAACGGUGAAGUUUCCGGGUUGCACUCCGACACCGAGGACCCGAGCCUUCCUCACAAGGAUGCUCCUGCAGAAAAACAGACAUCUCCAGACUCAAAAAGCACAGAGGUUUAAAGUAUUCAGACUUAAGAGAAGCGGAGGAGAUUGAAGUCAACAGCUGCACAAGGGAAAAAAAAAAAGUGGAGACAGCAGCGCUGAAAUGUUCAACUCUAAUUUCAGGAAUGAUGGACAUGUGCAUCGACUUGUUGGUGUUAGUUUUCUUAUUUAUCUUUCAUUGAAAUCGGUUGUACAUACAGUGCAGUUCAUUUUAUGGGUAAAGUCAUAUUUUUUUGUAACAGCCAUGUUUCAUUUUAAGUAUCCUUUGAAAAGUAUAGAUUAUAAAUAGACUUUUUCCGCCACAGGUUUCAUUAUAUUCUGCACCAUAAAUGAGUUAUUUUAUGUACCCCAAACAUAAGUGCACCAAGGUUUACAUUGUUAGAAACGUUUCUUACUGACUACAGGUCACUGUAUACAAUGUGCAUGUGCAUGUGCUGGGGAUUUCAUUUUCCAUUUUAGUUUGAAUUACAUCUAUUAUAUUAGUGUAGUAUAUUUGAUCUUUUUCCCUCACAAAACAGUAAUCAAAGUAGUUGUGCACUGUGAAGAUGAAUCAUUAUGUAAUUCUGAACAAUUAUCUUUUUUUGUAUCACGUUUAUACUAAUUUGAUGAAAUAUAUAAAUUAAUAUGAAAUGUGUACACAAUAAA
Messenger RNA from Anarrhichthys ocellatus (wolf-eel), 2255 nucleotides. It is a transcript of the gene bin2a, whose product is annotated as bridging integrator 2a. Gene Ontology annotation, biological process: plasma membrane tubulation; phagocytosis, engulfment; podosome assembly. Lineage: Eukaryota; Metazoa; Chordata; Actinopteri; Perciformes; Anarhichadidae. The record is from RefSeq and is a predicted model, not a curated record. Gene Ontology annotation, cellular component: cytoplasm; phagocytic cup; podosome. The coding region runs from base 198 to 1628 and encodes 476 amino acids. The transcript has 13 exons. Gene Ontology annotation, molecular function: phospholipid binding; protein binding.